GUCUUUUCCCUCAAAGUUCCUCCCUCUCUUUUUCCCGCCAAGCGCCACCCUUCUCCCUUAAUUUCAGCACUGUGCCACUCUAUUGUUCCUCAUCAAGGCAAGGACUACAGCCGUGGUGUCUGAAUUCGUAGUAGUAUUAUCUCACCCUUCACAUACAUGGUUAUUUUCGGUCUGGCAGAUUGCGUAGACUUGGCCGGUUUUGUCUCACACUUGAGGAUGAUGUGGUCUCUCUUGUUAUGUCUGCUCUUUCUGUGAGAGUCUCUUCUCCUCAGAAGAGUUCAAAUUGCCUCUUCCCGACUGCCCUCAUCCUUUCCAUUCCGUCCACCUCUUACGCUCGCUUGAACACUGCUGUGUGCCCAUCAUCGCUACGGUGUGGAAGAUUACGCGCUCAUCGUCCAACUGCCUACAAUUUCAGCUCCCGUCCGAUCCGUGUUUCCCGAAUACUAUCCACCAAAAUUGACUGAUCUCUG
Xylona heveae TC161 is the source of this 470-nucleotide messenger RNA. RefSeq lists its product as hypothetical. The annotation marks the transcript as partial. NCBI's taxonomy places the organism in Eukaryota, Fungi, Ascomycota, Xylonomycetes, Xylonales, Xylonaceae. The transcript has a single exon. The record is from RefSeq and is a predicted model, not a curated record.